AACUCUCUGCAGAAUUGCUUUCAUUACCUGAAACUCUAUUUCUUCUCUGCACUCAGCAGAAAUGGCAACUCCUCUCAGAAAUAAUACCAGGCUCUCCAUGGCCAUGGAAAGAACUGGCCAAUGGGUAUUUUCUCAAGAAAUUCCUACUGAUGUUGUUGUUGAAGUUGGUGAAGCAAAUUUCUCACUUCAUAAAUUCAUGUUAGUAGCGAAGAGUAAUUACAUAAGGAAGUUGAUAUUGGAAACUAAAGAAGCAGAUUUAACGAGAAUCAAGCUUUCUGAUAUACCUGGAGGUCCUGAAAUGUUUGAAAAAGCUGCUAAAUUCUGCUAUGGAGUCAACUUUGAAAUCACAGUUCAUAACGUAGCUGCUCUUCGUUGCGCCGCUGAGUAUCUGCAGAUGACAGAUUCGUAUUGUGAUAACAACCUUACUGGCCGGACUGAUGAUUUUCUUGCUCAAGUCGCCUUGUCGAGCCUUUCCGGGGCCAUCGUCGUGUUGAAAUCUUGUGAAGAUCUUCUUCCUAUGGCUCAAGACCUUAAAAUUGUCCAGAGAUGCGUUGAUGUUAUAACCAUCAAGGCCUGUAAUGAAGCCAACUUUCCAAGCCGCUCACCACCAAACUGGUGGACGGAGGAGUUGUCCAUUUUAGACAUAGAGUUCGUCGGGAAGAUCAUUUCCGCCAUGAAACAACGCGGAGCCAAAGCAUUAACCUUAGCUACUGCUAUAAUAACUUACACAGAAAGAAAUCUCAGAGAUCUGGUUCGUGAUCAAUCCGGAAAUGGGAUCACUUCAUUUGAUUCUGAAGAUUCCGAGGUCAGAAUCCGACAACAAGAGCUUCUACAAUCAAUAGUCGCUCUUUUGCCUUCAGAUAAAGCUGCUUUUCCUAUCAACUUCCUCUGCUGCCUUCUCCGAUCAGCAAUCUUCCUCAAAGCAUCUACAGCCUGCAAGAAUGAGCUAGAGAAGCGAAUCUCUGCCAUUUUAGAGCAUGUAACUGUUGAUGAUCUCUUAGUACUGUCCUUUACUUAUGAUGGUGAGAGGCUUUUUGAUCUAGAGAGUGUGAGGAAGAUCAUAUCAGGAUUUGUAGAGAAGGAGAAGAGCAUGGCCGUCUUCAGCGGAGGCGAUUUUAAGGAUAGUUGUUCGGCCAGUAUGCAGAGAGUUGCAAAGACUGUUGAUUCUUAUCUUGGAGAAGUUGCUACUUUUGGUGAGCUUAGCAUCUCCAAAUUCAAUGGAAUUGCUAUGCUUGUUCCUAAAGGAUCAAGGAAAGUUGAUGAUGAUCUUUACCGCGCCAUCGACAUUUAUUUGAAGGCUCAUCCGAACUUGGACGAAAUCGAGCGAGAGAAAGUGUGCAGUGUGAUGGACACAUUGAAACUAUCAUAUGAAGCUAGACUUCAUGCUUCACAAAACAAACGCUUACCUGUACAAAUAGUUCUCCACGCCCUUUACUUCGAUCAGCUUAAGCUAAGAAGCGGAAUAGAUGAUCAUGGCAUCUCCGAAUCAGUCGUUCCUAAUACAAGAAAUCAACUGCAGACGUCCGAUGUUUCUCUCAUCCGAGAGAACGAAGCAUUACGAUCAGAGCUUGUGAAGAUGAAGCUAUGUAUGUCAGAUAUGCAGAAGGGCAAUCAAGGAACUUCUACCCGGGGCGGAUCGCGAAAGUCGACAUUCUUCUCAUCCAUGUCAAAGACAUUGGGGAAGUUGAAUCCAUUCAAGCAUGGUUCUAAGGAUACUUCUCACAUUGAUGAUGGUGAUCUGGAUCUUACAAAGCCUAGGAGAAGAAGAUUCUCUAUCUCUUAAUUAGGACUGUGAUUAGCUAGUUCUAUAUAUUCAUUAUUUUGUUUGUGUGUAUAUGUUUCAGAGGUGGAUCUUCUCUUUGAAGUUUCAACUGAUGAUGAUAGAAAGAUGGAUUCACUUUUUGUAUUUGUGUUGGGAUGAAUUUUUUUGUUCUCCCUUUGAUGUUUGUAUUGAAUUAAUAGUUUGUUGAGUUUGAUUGCAUUUACAAUGUUUGUAAAAGAUGUUAGAAAGAACAUUGCUCGAGAAAUUGUAACAGAACUAAUAAAUUUUCCAUUGAUCA
This is a messenger RNA of Mercurialis annua (annual mercury), 2060 nucleotides long. Its product is annotated as root phototropism protein 2. NCBI's taxonomy places the organism in Eukaryota, Viridiplantae, Streptophyta, Magnoliopsida, Malpighiales, Euphorbiaceae. The record is from RefSeq and is a predicted model, not a curated record. Gene Ontology annotation, molecular function: protein binding. The coding region runs from base 62 to 1783 and encodes 573 amino acids. The transcript has 5 exons.